GUCUCUCCCCCCCUCCUUCCACGUCCCAAGUUAAAUAUCCCCACGCUGAGGCUCGCUCGCCUGAAGCUGCGCCGCCCCGCGAUACUCGGUGCCGGUUCGUCGCCAUGGAUUGGCAUCCCAACCAGGAGUCCUUGCGAACUCUGGCAGCAUGUCUCAAGGAUUCGCUGAGCGGCUUCAACAAGGCCGCGCAGAAACAAGCCGAGAUCAUGCUCUCUCAAGCAAAGGCGAGCCCGGAUAUCAACAACUACCUGGCCUACAUCUUCUCGAGCGCGCAGCCACCCGCCGGCCUGGCGCUGUCGCCCAAUGACUGGCACUUGGUCCGCUCCGCGGCGGCCAUCAUGCUGAAGAACAAUGUCAAGUCGGACUACAAAAAGAUACCCGAAACCAGCCUUGCGCUGAUCAAGCUUGCCGUCCCGAUUGGCAUUCAGGACAGCAACUCUCAGAUUCGCAAUUACGCGGGAAAUAUCGCGACCGAGAUGGUCCGUCGCGGUGGUCUCUACAGCUGGCCCGAGCUGUUGCAGGAGCUUCUGAAGCUGCUUAGCAACGAGACGGGCAUGGUGUCGAAGGAGGCCCAGGAAGGUGCCAUGGCAGCCAUGGCCAAGAUCUGCGAAGACAACACCAAGCUCCUCGAGCGGGAACACAACGGUCAGCGGCCGCUCAACAUCCUGCUCCCCAAGUUCAUCCAGGCGACCAAGAGCCCCCUGCCCCGAGUUCGCGCCCACGCGCUCACGGCCAUCAACGUCUUUACCCCCAGAAAGUCGCAGGCCAUGCUCAACUCCAUCGACGAUCUCUUGCAACAUCUCUUCUUCCUUGCCGAGGACCCCGUGACCGAUGUCCGGCGCCAGGUCUGCCGCGCAUUCGUCCGGCUCGUCGAGACCCGCCCGGACAAGCUUCUCCCUCAUCUCAGCGGCUUAGUCGAGUACAUCAUCUCGCAACAAAAGAGCGACGAUGAGGAUCUCGCCUGCGAGGCUGCCGAGUUCUGGCUGUCAGUGGGCGAGCACGACGACCUAUGGCAAAGUCUCGAGCCCUACAUACAAAAGAUCAUCCCCGUGCUGCUGGAUUGCAUGGUGUAUAGUCCGGAGGACAUCGCGAUCCUGGGCGGGGAGUCGGAUGAUGAGGACGAAGAGGAUAGGGAAGAGGACCUCAGGCCGCAGUUUGCCAAGAAGAACCUCAAGCGCGGUGCAAAGUCCGACGAGUCGGCGGAGGCGAACCAAGGCCAGAAUGCGAACGCGUACGAGAAGCUCGCGAGUAUGGAUGACGACCUGGAAGAGGGCGAGAUCGACGAGCUGGAUGAGGAUGGCGGCGACGAGAACCCUGACGAGAGGUGGACGCUUCGCAAGUGCUCUGCGGCGGCCCUUGACGUCUUCGCGACCGACUUUGGCGGCCCCGUAUUCACCUGCAUCCUGCCCUACCUGCAGACCAACCUCAAGCACCAGGACUGGCCGCAUCGUGAGGCGGCCGUUCUUGCGCUCGGCGCCGUCGCCGAAGGGUGCAUGGAUGUCGUGGUCCCGCACCUUCCAGAACUCGUCCCCUAUCUCAUUACCCUGCUUGACGACCCAGAGCCGGUCGUCCGGACAAUCACAUGCUGGACGCUUGGCCGGUACUCGUCGUGGGCGGCCAACCUGGUGGACCCCGCACAGAAGCAAGCCUACUUUGUGCCCAUGAUGGACGGCAUCCUGAGGAAAAUGGUUGACAAGAACAAGAAGGUCCAGGAGGCCGGCGCUUCGGCCAUGGCGAACCUGGAGGAGAAGGCAGGAAAGAACAUCGAGCCGUUCUGCGGCCCAAUCAUCCAACAGUUUGUUCUCUGCUUCAGCAAGUACAAGGACAAGAACAGAUGGGUCCUCUACGACUGCGUCCAGACGCUGGCCGAACACAUCGGGCCCGUGCUGGCGCGUCCCGAGCUUUGCAACCAACUCAUGCCCGCCCUCAUCGAUCGCUGGCAGAAGGUGGCCGACCAGUCGCGGGAAAUGUUCCCUCUUCUGGAGUGCCUUUCGUACGUCGCCAUUGCCCUCGGCGACGCCUUCACGCCCUACGCCGAGCCCAUCUUCGGACGCUGUGUCAACAUCAUCCAUCAGAACUUGGAGCAGACUCUCGCUGCCAACAAUAAUCCCGAGUUCGACCAGCCCGACAAGGAUUUCCUAGUCACCAGCCUGGAUAUGCUAAGCGCCAUCAUCCAGGCUCUCGACAAUACGAAGGCGGUCAAGCUGGUUCAGAACAGCCAGCCGGCCUUCUUCGAGCUCCUGAGCCUCUGCAUGGAGGACCCGGCCGACGAGGUGCAACAGUCGGCGUAUGCCCUGCUUGGCGACUGCGCCAAGUUUGUUUUUGAGCAGCUGAAGCCCUUCCUCCCUUCCAUCAUACCGAUCCUGAUCAAGCGGCUGGAUCUCGAGAACGUCCUCGACGAGGAGAUUGACGGCAGCUUCAGCGCCAUCAACAACGCCUGCUGGAGCGCCGGCGAGAUCGCCAUGGAGUACAGGAAAGAACUGGCGCCGUUCGUGCCGGAACUGCUCCAGCGCUGUGUCGAGAUCAUCUCCAACCCAGCUGUCCCACCGGGCGUCAACGAGAAUGCGGCGAUCGCCCUCGGCAGGCUGGGUCUCUAUAAUCACGACAUCCUGGCCCCGCACCUGGCCAAGUUUUCGGAGGAGUUCCUCAGUUCCAUGGAGGUGAUCGAACCGUCCGAUGAGAAAGCGACGGCCUUCAAAGGGUUUGCUAUGGUCGUGGCGCAGAACCCGCAGGCUAUGGAAAAAGAUCUGUUACGUUUCUUCACCGCGAUCGCGAGGUACCAAGAUUUGUACCUGCAGAACCCUGCGAAGCAGGAGUUGCAUGAGGUUUUCCAGAAUGUCCUCAAUAUCUACCGCCAGCUUAUUCCCCAGUUUGACGAGUUUGUUGCACAGCUUCAGCCCCAGGACCAGCAGGCCCUGAAGGCGACCUAUGCUCUCUAAUUGACGAGAGUCGAUCAAUAAGGAUUCUGGGCGCGCAACUAGCAUUGCGUUCCCAAGAACACCCGCCUUGCAAUUUCCCCGCUUGGUAGAGGGAUGUACCUAUC
Thermothelomyces thermophilus ATCC 42464 is the source of this 3043-nucleotide messenger RNA. RefSeq lists its product as uncharacterized. The record is from RefSeq and is a predicted model, not a curated record. Gene Ontology annotation, cellular component: nucleus; cytoplasm. NCBI's taxonomy places the organism in Eukaryota, Fungi, Ascomycota, Sordariomycetes, Sordariales, Chaetomiaceae. The transcript has 3 exons. The coding region runs from base 105 to 2939 and encodes 944 amino acids. Gene Ontology annotation, biological process: protein import into nucleus. Gene Ontology annotation, molecular function: nuclear import signal receptor activity.